This is a messenger RNA of Drosophila montana, 4073 nucleotides long. It is a transcript of the gene Ptr, whose product is annotated as Patched-related. Gene Ontology annotation, cellular component: plasma membrane; cytoplasmic vesicle membrane. The transcript is spliced from 10 exons. NCBI's taxonomy places the organism in Eukaryota, Metazoa, Arthropoda, Insecta, Diptera, Drosophilidae. Bases 405 to 3974 code for a protein of 1189 amino acids. The record is from RefSeq and is a predicted model, not a curated record.
GUUCAGUUUCGGUUUUCAGUCCGCGAGACGGUCUCAAAGCCAACGGUCGCCCCAGUCGUUCCGUCGCAUCGUCGCAGUUCGAAACGUCACAAGUUCGAAUUACUAUAACGGUCAACCAAGUGCGAAUGAAAAUAUAUUUUCUUUAAAAAUGACGGACCAGCUAGCGCGUGUGCUUGGUGCUCAAUAAAAAAUAAAAUAAUAUUUAAAUCGAUAGUAAAUAUGGUUGCAUAGAUUAUUAUUAUCAUAUGCGCAACACGACAGGAGUGCAAUUGAAUUUUUUUCCACAGAGAGAAUCAAAGGCUUACGGCAAUUCGCAAUCGAAUAACUUUUAGUAUAUCUACAAAACAUUUUUGGAAAAACCAUCUUUUGGAUACGAUACGAACGAAUAUUACAACAACGACAAGAUGACUUGCGGCAUAUCGUGUGUCGACAAGACACUAAACAAAUCGUUUUAUCAUCUGGGCAUUUGCAUAGCCAAACAUCCGGGCUAUUUUGUGAUCAUACCCGUGAUGAUAACGCUGCUCUGCAUGACGGGCUAUCAGCAAUUAAAGUACCAAAUCGAUCCCGAAUAUCUGUUUUCACCCAUUAACGGCGAGGGUAAGGCCGAGCGUGCGCUUGUUGAGCAAUAUUUUAAAGUGAAUUAUACGCACCGCUUCAAUGUGGGACGCAUUACGAGGCCUGGUCGCUUUGGUCGUGUCAUUGUUAUACCCAAAGAUGGCGAUGAGAAUAUGCUGCGUCGCGAAAUCUUUAUGGAGCUGCGGCAAUUGGAUAAUCUUAUACAGAAUGCGACGACCACAUAUGAAGGCGAUACAUUCAGCUACAAGGAUAACUGUGCACGCUGGGAGAAUGAGUGCUUCGAGAAUGAUAUCUUAAACUUGGAUGUCUUAAUGGAUGAUAUCGAAUCGGGUCAGCUAAAUCUGACAUUUCCCAUUAUGUUCAAUCCUGUGACAUGGGAUGCGCACGCCUUUCCCGUAUUCUUCGGUGGCACUAAACUAACAGAGGAUAAUUAUAUUAUAAGUGUGCCAGCUAUACAAUUAGUUUACUUUGUCACUGCCGAUACAAAGCGCCAAGAUGCCAAGGGCGCCGAAUGGGAGGAAACCUUCUUGAGGGUCGUGGGCAAAGCUGAAAAUACGGGCAUGUUCAAACACAUAUCGGUAUCCUAUUUCGCCUCACGCACCCUGGACCAUGAGCUGGAGAAGAAUACCAAGACGGUUGUGCCCUAUUUUAGUUCCACCUUUCUGCUCAUGGGUUUGUUCAGCAUUAUAACCUGCAUGAUGGGCGAUGCGGUGCGCUCAAAGCCUUGGCUAGGCCUGAUGGGCAACAUCUCGGCUAUAAUGGCCACCCUGGCGGCCUUCGGCUUGGCCAUGUACUGCGGCAUUGAGUUCAUAGGCAUUAAUCUGGCGGCACCUUUUCUGAUGAUUGGCAUUGGCAUUGAUGACACCUUUGUGAUGUUGGCUGGCUGGCGACGCACACCCGCCAAGAUGCCCGUGCAUUUGCGCAUGGGUCACAUGAUGUCCGAGGCAGCUGUUUCCAUAACGAUUACAUCGGUUACAGACUUCAUUUCGUUUCUGAUCGGCAUCAUCAGUCCCUUCCGUUCGGUUAAGAUCUUUUGCACCUACUCCGUGUUUGCUGUCUGCUUCACCUUCAUGUGGCACAUCACCUUCUUUGCCGCCUGCAUGGCCAUUUCGGGCUACAGGGAACGGAAGAAUCUGCAUGCCAUAUUUGGAUGCAAAGUGAAGCCCCUGUCGGUGGCCAUUAAAGAGAAACGAAACUUCCUCUACAAGGCGAUUAUGGCUGGCGGCAUUGAUCACAACGAUCCGGAUAAUCCCAUCGAUAACAAGGAUCACAUGUUGAUGGCCUUCUUCAAAGACAAACUGGCAGCGGUAAUCAACAACAAAUGGUGCAAGAUAAUUAUCAUUUUGGCCUUUGCCAGUUAUCUGGCUGGAGCUUGCUAUGGCGUUACCCAGAUAAAGGAGGGCUUGGAACGUCGCAAACUUUCACGCGAGGAUUCGUAUUCGGUGGAGUUUUUCGAUCGUGAGGAUGAAUAUUAUCGCGAAUUCCCCUACAGAAUGCAGGUUAUUAUUGCGGGUCCCUUGAACUACUCUGAUCCCCUUGUGCAGGAGCAAAUGGAGAAUCUGACAAGCACUUUGGAGCACACCUCAUAUGUAACCUCUUCUUUGUACACCGAAUCUUGGCUGCGUUCAUUUCUUUCUUUCUUGGAUCGCAAUAACGAUUAUCUGAAUGAGACCAUUGACACUGAGGAAUCGUUUAUUGAGGCGGUCAAGGAGCACUGGCUAUUUCCCGGCAAUCCCUUCUCACUGGACGUGCGCCUGAAUGAGGACGAGACACAGAUUAUCGCCUCGAGAUUCCUUAUACAGGCUGUCAAUAUUACGGAUACCAAUCAUGAGAAGGAAAUGGUGCGCGAUUUGCGCAAAAUCUGCAAGGACUCGCCGCUAAAUGCAUCCAUCUUCCAUCCCUACUUUGUGUUCUUCGAUCAAUUUGAACUGGUCCGACCCGUUUCACUACAGGCCAUGGUCAUUGGCGCAAUCAUCAUGAUGAUCAUCUCUUAUAUAUUUAUACCCAACAUCCUCUGCUCACUGUGGGUGGCCUUUUCGGUUAUAUCGAUUGAGCUGGGCGUUGCGGGCUAUAUGGCUUUGUGGGACGUCAAUCUGGACUCGAUAUCUAUGAUCAAUCUAAUCAUGUGCAUUGGCUUCUCGGUGGACUUUACCGCUCACAUUUGUUAUACCUACAUGUCAUCCAAGAAACGCAGUCCCAAGGCGCGCGUCCGUGAGUCUCUCCACUCGCUUGGACUGCCCAUUGUGCAGGGUUCCAGCUCAACGAUUUUGGGCAUUAUAGCACUAUUGCUGGCACAGAGUUAUAUAUUUUUGGUGUUCUUCAAAAUGGUCUUUCUGGUCAUCUUCUUCGGCGCCAUGCACGGAUUGUUCCUAUUGCCGGUGCUGCUGUCGCUAUUCGGACCCGGCUCUUGGCUGACCUGGACGGGUCGUGACAAUGGCUCCGAUGAGGAGGUGGACGACAGUCUGGAUGAUAUGAAGCUGGGACAUGUGAUGGAGAAACCAUUUGCGCAGUCCUAUUACAUGCAGUAUCCCAGCAUGGGCAUAAAUGGACCCUAUGCCUAUGGCUCCAAGGGCUCCCUGGGUGCGCCCUACAAGGCCUAUGGCGGCGAUGAGAAGGAUCAGGGCUUGGGCACCUCAGGCGAGGACUCCUCGGAGAGCAGUUCUAGUCGCUCGCAGCGACGCCAGCAGCUGGCUUCCACUGUCGUUGCCGUGCCAGAGGAAGAUCCCGUCCAGACGCGUGGCGCCCGCUACGAGAAGGGCUGGCGACAUUCCAGCUAUCAGAACAUAUACGGCAAUAGCGGCGGCAUCGCACAGUUCCAGCCGCAGCCCGAUCUCUAUGGCCAGCAGGUGUCCGCCGCCGAGUGGCGUCAGCGUCUCGACGCGCACGAGCAGCAGCAUCAGCGGAACAAGCAAAAGCGCAAUCCCUACGAGAACUAUGAUGACCGGGAGAUGCAGCGCGCGCGUCGCAACUCCCACGGCGAUGUCAUCGAUCUGCACACGCCCACGCCCACCUCAUCGCUGGACGAGCGCAUGCGGCGACAGUAUCAGCUGCAGCAGCAGACGCUAAGCGCCGGCAGCGGCGACGACAGCAGCAGCUAUCGACAUCAGCCGGAGCUGAGUGCGCCACCGCUGGCCAGUAGCUCCGCGAAGCGCUACCAUCGCCGUCGCUCCUCGGAGGACUCGACGCGCUAUCAUCAGCGCUGGCCGGCGAACAUUGAGGAGCGUCGUGCGCGACGCGCCCAUUCGCCCAGUCAGCGACACUCGCAAUCGCAUUCCUAUACAGAGACUGCCGCCAUUGCCGCCAGCUUCGCCCAUCGCUCGUCCUCGCAUCACAAUCUCUACCAGCCGAGCAGCAAAGCGAUGCACCAGCCGCCCACAUAUCAAUAUGGAGAUUACUAAACAAUUUUGGUAAAUGCAGCGGGAAGUCACUUGAGAUUUAGCUUCCUAUCUUUAAACAAAUCAAAAAAAUAACAAAAAAUUUAAAAAAAAAAAAACAAA